CGAAGAUCGAGGCAGCGUUGUUGAAAUAAAUUUACGCCGUUUGCUCGUUAUCCCUCCCAACGAUCUUGCAGUAUCACUGCUUACUUGACCAAUAUAUAGAGAGUUUGAUCUUACCCCGAGUCUGCCACUAUGUCUUCCAGAGCCUUGCGAAAGCUCCAACGUGAGCAAGAACUCCAGCGACAAAUCGAAGCGGCCAAAAAGGCAUACGAAGAGGCCGAGGAAUCAGAGGAAGAGGAAGAAGAAGAUGCCCUACCCACAUCUAACCGUCCGGCCAAUGCAUUCGACAUGCUAGAGGCUGCCGCGGAUAAUGAGGACGAGUCAGAAGAAGACAUGCCGACAUCCCAAGCCGAAGAGGCUGCAGUUCCCACAGAAUCUCGAAACCCCCCAUCCUCUUCCUCAAAGUCCAAAAAGAAGAAAAGGAAAGGUAAAGGCAAGAGCAAGGCCAAGAACAAGAACGUGGAAACCACGAUACAGCAAGAUGAGUCAGGAGACGAGGUCGAUCGAGCCCUCAAAGAAUUGGCAGUGAAGGACACCCGAGCGGCUACCGCUGUUGAAGAUGAAACGUCCACCUGGGAAGCGCGGGCGACCAAGUUACUUGCGGUAGACGAAAAGAAUCUCAACCCUGUGAAUGAAAUGAAAAGUCUUUUCGGGAACAUUGCUCUCGAGACUCCAGAGUCCCGCACCCCACCACGUCAACAGCGGCGUCGUGAUCAGAAUUUACAAGGCGGAGUUGACUUGGCGACUGCGCUCACAGGGCGUUAUUGUGUGGGAAGCAGAGGCAAAGAGUUGGGCGCGCUUGCACACCGAAGGAAUAUUUUCGUGCAAGGCAGAGAAGAAUGGCCGCUGGCCACAAGCGGUGGCUUGAGCAUGGAGUACGUCAAUGGCUCGAAGACAGAUUCGAGCACGACCUCGUUCGAGAAGAUCUACAACAUCAUGCACAAUACACUCUACCAAGAGACUCAAGUACAAUUUCGCUUGGCAGUUGAAUCCAUGGAUCCUCAAAGGAUGAUAGGCUUGCUCUCCAUGUAUCCCUACCACAUUGCCACCCUACUACAGGUCUCUGAAAUCGCGAAGCACCAAGGGGACCACGCAGUCUCCGGAGAUCUAUUGGAGCGAGCUUUGUUCUCCUUCGGGAAGUCAGUACACAGCUCUUUUCCGGCUUCGCUGAGAACAGGUAUUGUACGGGUGCCCUUCGAUAAGACUGCCAACCGUGAACUCUACCUAGCAAUAUGGCGGUAUAUCAAGAACCUUGAGAUGAGAGGUACAUGGCGAACGGCAUUCGAGUGGUCCAAGAUUCUUCUUCAACUAAAUCCAAUUACCGAUCCCUAUGGAGUAACGCUAAUGAUCGAUCAACUCGCUCUCAGAGGCCGCCAGCAUGCCCAAUUGAUAGAUAUAUGCUCGGAUGAUGCUUAUGGGCAAGCUUGGGAUUUCCUCGCGAAUAUUCAGAUUUCUCUGUCUCUUGCAUAUCUCAGAUCAGGGAAAGCGCAGGAGGCAAGAAGACAGUUGGCCGUCGCUAUGCACAAGUACCCGUACAUCCUGUCGGCAUUGGCUUCAGCACUCGACAUCUCGCCUCUUCCCAAAUCCUUGUGGGCAAAAUUACCAUCAACUGAUGCCGAGAAGCUUCACACGCAGCUCUAUGUCACACGUGCCAAGGACCUAUGGAACACUCCAGAGACGAUAAGUCUGCUCGGUGAAGUAGCAGAGACCCUAUCGCACUACAGCGACGCCAUAGCUGCAGCGCCGCCUGCGCCAAAACUCGAAAUCUCCAUGGAGGAAGCUCGUCACAUCAUGCUACUCGAAAUACCCUCGCUCAUCUCGCUCUUGCCCCGCUCCUUCACCUCCAGACCUACCUCGUCCUACGAUGUCUUACCUCCUCCGUCCUCUGACUCCGAUGGCUUCGUCAUACGUGCCCCAGCAGCUGCGCAAGCUGGCGAUGGCCCAAUUCAGGCCAUCUUUCACGCUGCUGGAGUCACUGCUGGUAUGACGGGGGGUCUUCUUACACGACUAAUGCGCUGGUUCCAAACACCAGCGGAUCCCAACGAUGUGAACGGCGAUUCCGAUGGUCAAGCUGCUCUUCAAGAGUUUCAGGAACUGCUCGGCGAUAACAUUUCGCCCGAGUUGGUCCAGCAAAUGUUACAAGCCGAACUUGGCAGUGACGACGAAGCACCAAAUGAACGAGUGACUGCCGCAGGUCUCGGUAUGGCCGGCGGGUGGGAUUACUAUCAAGACGCUGAUCGUGAUAACUCUGAGAUCUAUGAAGACGACGAUGGGGAUAGUAUGCCUGAUCUCGAACCCUUAUCAGAUGAUGACGAGCCGAGUCAGGCUGUGUCAGUGUCCCGUAAUCCUCGGGCUGCCAGGGUCGAGGAAGAUGAAGACGAGAACGAUGGGCAACGUUCUCAACUGAACCAUCAACCUGCUAGCGGGGCUGUACUGAGGCAUGUAGACUCCGACUCGGAAGGCGAAGACUUGACGACUCGUUCUGCGAGGCUCCAACCAGCGCCGACGCCGCCCGCUGGAUCUUCAGCCACAGUGUCAAGCACAGAGCUACCGGGCCCGACCUCUGAUGAUUCCAUCUUGGCCGAUCCUCAACGUCUACAACGUUGGCUGAUCACCUCCGGUCUGAGCGAUCUCCAAUCGAGGCCGGAGACCCUGGGUCUAUACGUGUCUCGCCUGAAGACACUCCCCCGCAAAGCACAGCAGGACUGGGUGGUCAGCAUGGUGAGACAGAGAGCUGGAGCAGACGUGGAGACAAGACUCAAGGCCGCUCUUCUCUGAUGUUUUGUCACGGACCGAAAUGAGAUUGGCUGGGAAUAUUCACAUGACCAAGACCAAGCGCUCAUACCUUCAAUACCUUCGAGGGAAAAAAAAGAGAGUUUGGGAAUCACGACGCAACGAGUUGUCAAGACAGGGAGAAUUGAUCCAGGGUUGCCAAUUGAAUCUGCAACCGAGAUAAGAAAAUCCAGCAUUGACCAAGGUCACGACUGAUGGGGCCGGAAAAUGAGGAUUCCAAUGAGGUGAUUCCUCUCUACCUGUCCCGAAUGAGUGUUUCCUGCAACUUGGCGAAUUCCAGUUCAAGGAAUCUCUCCGAGUCUGUAUGAUGGCGCCUCGUGCCAGUGCCUUGAUAGCAUCUAGCCACAGACUUGAAUACAACCUCGCAAUUCCUCCUGAACAUUUCCGCCUUUGGAGUGUGGAAUAAGUAGUGGCGCUCUAAAGUUCUUACUCGCUCAUGCUUUUUAGGACGGCGGUGGCAAUUAGGGGAUCACUUUUUUGGGUUGGAUCAAUUUCCAUUUUCUGAUGACGAGUGCUCUCGAGGGUAAUGAAAGCUAGCUAAUUGACAAAAAAAAAAUAGAUAGAAGUCCACAAAAGGGCUGGAUUUC
Molecule: messenger RNA, 3377 nt
Organism: Exophiala oligosperma
Lineage: Eukaryota; Fungi; Ascomycota; Eurotiomycetes; Chaetothyriales; Herpotrichiellaceae
Exons: 1
Coding region: 130-2775 (881 amino acids)
Biological process (GO): rescue of stalled cytosolic ribosome; ribosome-associated ubiquitin-dependent protein catabolic process
Cellular component (GO): RQC complex
Source: RefSeq, a predicted model, not a curated record